AUUAAAAAGAUUUCAGUCCUGUCCAGGCUCUCUUUCUCCCUUGGUGUGAUCACCUUUGCUCCCACAGGAAACGAAAAUGACGACAUACACAGAUAAAGGAGAGAAGCCCGAAAAAGGCCGGUUCCUUCACUUCCAUUCCUUAACCUUCUGGGUGGGAAAUGCGAAACAGGCCGCCUCCUUUUAUUGUAACAAAAUGGGUUUUGAAGAACUUGCAUACCGAGGUUUGGAGACAGGAAGUCGGGAAGUGGCGUCGCACGUGGUGAGACAGGACAAGAUUAUAUUUGUCUUCUCUUCAGCCCUCAACCCUGGAAACCAAGAAAUGGGCAAGCACUUAGUGAAGCACGGGGAUGGUGUCAAAGAUAUUGCCUUUGAAGUGGAGGACUGCGAUUUCAUCGUGCAGAAAGCCAGAGAGCGUGGGGCCCGAAUAGUAAAAGAACCGUGGAUAGAGGAAGAUAAGUACGGGAGAGUUAAAUUUGCAGUUAUUCAGACGUAUGGUGAUACCACACACACCUUAAUAGAAAAGCCGGGUUACAAAGGACUUUUCCUUCCUGGGUUCGAGCCGCCUCUCUUCAAGGAUCCGCUGCUGAAAAAUCUGCCACCUGCAAAGCUUAAUUUCAUUGACCAUGUAGUGGGGAACCAGCCAGAUCAGGAGAUGGUCCCAGUGGCAGAAUGGUACCAGAAAAACCUCUUGUUCCAUCGCUUCUGGUCUGUGGAUGAUAAGCAGAUGCACACAGCAUUCAGUGCCCUCCGGUCUAUUGUGGUGGCCAAUUACGAAGAGUCCAUCAAAAUGCCCAUUAACGAGCCUGCAAUGGGGAAGAAGAAAUCUCAGAUCCAGGAAUAUGUUGACUAUUAUGGAGGCCCAGGUGUUCAGCACAUUGCGCUCAAUACUUCAGACAUUAUUGCUUCGAUCACCAACUUGAAAGAACGAGGCCUAGAGUUCAUGUCUGUUCCGUCCACCUACUACCAGCAGCUUCGGGAGAGGCUGAAAUCAGCCAAGAUCAAAGUGAAAGAGAACAUCGAUCAACUGGAAAAACUCAGAAUCUUAGUUGACUUUGACGAGAAGGGGUACCUGCUCCAGAUCUUCACCAAGACUGUUCAGGACAGACCAACAGUCUUCCUUGAGGUCAUACAGCGACACAACCACCAGGGCUUUGGCGCUGGAAACUUCAAAUCUUUGUUCGAAGCAAUUGAAGCCGAUCAAGACGCCCGCGGAAACCUCACCAUCUUGACACCCAAUGGAGAAUCAGGGUUCAUGUAGGGUGGAUGUCUGAUGUAAGGCAUGGAAAAGAUUCUUAGGAGAAUUCGUUUUUUUUAACAGCAGCUCAAAAGUCUUCUUUCUGUUGUUGUUUUUUUUCCAUUGGGGUGGAAUAAAACAAUUCAGAGCAUGAACAUU
Messenger RNA from Pogona vitticeps (central bearded dragon), 1393 nucleotides. It is a transcript of the gene HPD, whose product is annotated as 4-hydroxyphenylpyruvate dioxygenase. Lineage: Eukaryota; Metazoa; Chordata; Lepidosauria; Squamata; Agamidae. Gene Ontology annotation, biological process: L-tyrosine catabolic process. Gene Ontology annotation, molecular function: 4-hydroxyphenylpyruvate dioxygenase activity. The record is from RefSeq and is a predicted model, not a curated record. Gene Ontology annotation, cellular component: Golgi membrane; endoplasmic reticulum membrane.